AUGUAUGCUGCUGAAACAGCACUCACCGUUCCUAUUUUAACUUCCCUACGUGUACCGGAAUCGUUUUAUUCUAUGGCUUGGCUAAUAAGUCCUAUUCUGGGAUUUUUUCUACAACCAAUCAUCGGCAUGUGGAGCGAUACAUGCAAGUGCCGAUGGGGAAGACGACGACCUUUCAUUCUAGCGUUUGCUAUCGGCGCUUAUAUUGGUGUAGCAUUGCUGCUCAAUAGCUCUGAUUUGGGCGUUCUCUUUGGAGAUCCUACAUCGCCCGGAACAGUCCCAUACAGGGCAAUUGCACUGACUGCCGUAGGUGUGACUUUACUCGACUUUUGUGCGGAUAGUGCUGAUGCUCCCAUACGCGCCUAUUUGAUUGAUACAACGAAUACAGCGGAUCAAGAACGAGGAUUCAAUAUUCACGCUAUUCUCGGUUUUGGUGGUGGUUUGGGUUUUAUUGUCGGAGCAAUCAAUUGGCCGUACAUUCCGAUGUUUUAUAAAGAGGGUGGUGAAUUUAGUAUCAUUUUUUAUGUUGCAAGCCUUUUAUUUAUCGUGUGUUCUAUAUCAACAUUAACAAGUGUUCGUGAAGAACCUCUUAUAUCUUCAUCUUCGCGUGACAAUGGUGAUACAGGUAAUUCGAAUGACGAUGAUCAAGCAGAAAUCGAAGUUGAUGAAAAGCGUCCAUUACUUUCUCUUCGGCGAAACAGCUCUCGAUCAUACAAUACAAAAGGCUUUGUGGAAAUUGAUCCUGCCACAGUUGUAGCUGCAUCAAUAGCCAAUGCUGAUCCAGCAAAUCCUGCACCCGUUCCAACACAAGCAUUCGAAGCUGAACUUAAACAGAAGGCAAAACUCGUCAAGCUAGGUCUAAUGCGUCGUCCAGCGGCGGAUGAAAACGAUGAUUACGAUGAAAAAGAUAAUGUUACUAUCAAGUCAAUGCUUAUCUCAAUGGUUCGAAUGCCGCCUCGAUUAUGGAAACUGAUGAUAUGUCAAGUUAUUGGUUGGAUUGGUUACUUUGCUACUCAUUUGUAUUAUACCGAUUUCAUAGCUACGACAGUAUAUAAUGGCACGUUCGAGCAUGGUGAUGAUGCUGGUUUAGAAAGAUAUAAAACUGGUGUUACAAUGGGCUGUUGGGGUCUAUUUUUAUACUCAGCCAGCAGUGCAAUUUAUGCCUUUUGCUUGGAGAGAUGGUUAUCAGAAAAGUUUUCUCUGAAAACACUGUAUUUCCUUGGUUAUUUGGUGUAUGCCGCUGGAUGUGUAGUGAACUUCUUUGUCCAUCAAAUUGCUGUGAAUAUUAUCAUGUGUAUAACCUUUGGAAUGUUAGUUGUGUCAUUGAAUACUCUUCCUUACCAUAUGUUAUCCCAAUUUCAUGCCGAUGAAACGUAUAAAAAUCGAGAUGGUUCUAAACGUGGGAUAGGCGUUGAUUGUUCUCUACUGAACAGCUGUUAUUUUCUCGGUGAACUGAUAGUAGCUGUGUCUCUGGGUCCACUACUAGAGCAAACAGGUGUAAAUUAUUGUAUGGUAAUUGGUGCUGGAUUUACAUUGUUUGGAAAUCUUUGUAUGUUUUUCCUGUUCUAUUUUAAAACAUGA
Molecule: messenger RNA, 1578 nt
Organism: Adineta ricciae
Lineage: Eukaryota; Metazoa; Rotifera; Eurotatoria; Adinetida; Adinetidae
Source: the annotation of a GenBank genome assembly